This is a messenger RNA of Clonostachys byssicola, 507 nucleotides long. Lineage: Eukaryota; Fungi; Ascomycota; Sordariomycetes; Hypocreales; Bionectriaceae. The record is from the annotation of a GenBank genome assembly.
AUGAGAACCACAAACGGCUGGUCCAGUCUUUUGGUCGCUUCUGUUGACGCAGCUCUUAUGCGACGCGAUUCCGUAUGGAUUGUUUCCGUAUCUCCUCUUUCAGGAAGCGGAAGCAAUAUGCCGGACCUGGAAGCCCAGGCAGGGAGCAAGAGAGUCUACGUCAGCCAAAGCGAGUACAGCGAGGCUCUUACAAAGGCAUUGUACAACCCGCAACUGCUCCACGGCGCCAAUAACUUUCUCGUCUCCAACUAUGAGGAUCUCAUUCAGGCUGAUGAUGUCCUGUCGGCCGAACCAAAAAGGGCGUUAUGUGUGAAAAAGGUUUUCUAUCCACGCACUGCGGCCGUGUGGUUUGGUCUAGCGCUUUUCCUCUCCACUGCCAUAGGACUCACUGCGGGUAUUGUUAGUCACGAUCUAAUGCUUGGGUUUGCUGCUGGUACGGGUUCUUUGGCUAUUCUCGGUGCUAUACAGGGGGCUUUAGUUUGGCAGGCUCGCUCAACCGGCAAGUAA